Carya illinoinensis is the source of this 2666-nucleotide messenger RNA. Its product is annotated as probable auxin efflux carrier component 1b. Gene Ontology annotation, molecular function: auxin efflux transmembrane transporter activity. The coding region runs from base 526 to 2304 and encodes 592 amino acids. The transcript has 6 exons. Gene Ontology annotation, biological process: auxin polar transport; auxin export across the plasma membrane. Gene Ontology annotation, cellular component: endoplasmic reticulum; plasma membrane. Lineage: Eukaryota; Viridiplantae; Streptophyta; Magnoliopsida; Fagales; Juglandaceae. The record is from RefSeq and is a predicted model, not a curated record.
UUUCUCUCCAAUUUUCCUUUCCGGAUCCAAAAAGGCUAACGAUUAAAAAAACUUCUCUAAAGCCCCUAGCUUUUAUUUCUCUGUCUGCCAUUAAAAUGCCUUAAAUAUAACCCCUCACUUCCAUCCCUUUACCCCACUUGCUAGCCUCUAUCUCUCACUGCCCUGAAAGUUCACCUUCUGAUCAUUUCCGACGUCGGCGCUUCCCCUCUUCUCGCCUAAUUCUCUCUGCCAUUCUUUAUAGCUUAAUUUCUUUGAGUUCUUAAGAAAAUGGGUUAACUUCCUGUGCUUAUUUAUCCCGGGUAUCUUCUCCUUCCUUCCGUACUUACGAUAGUUACUCGCAAGGGACAUCACUUUACUUGGGUUUUCACGACGAUUUUCGGGCGGGAAAAUCUCAAAGAAAUUCCGGGAAGGUCACUAUUUUUCUAUCACAACGCUACCUGGGUGUUCUGACUCGCCUCAUUUGCUGUUCUAUUUUUGCAUCCCUCAAUACUAAGCAAAAUCCUAACAGAGAAGAAAGCACGAAAAAUGAUUAGUCUCACGGACCUCUACCACGUUCUCACAUCCGUUGUGCCUCUCUAUGUGGCCAUGAUCUUAGCGUACGGCUCUGUCAAAUGGUGGAAGAUCUUUAGCCCCGACCAAUGCUCAGGAAUCAACCGAUUUGUGGCACUUUUUGCUGUCCCGCUCCUUUCCUUUCACUUCAUCUCCACCAAUAACCCUUAUGAGAUGAACUACAGGUUCAUAGCCGCUGACACUCUCCAGAAGGUCAUUGUCUUAGUGGUCCUAGCCAUCUGGUCCAGGACCAGCUCAAGAGGCUCUCUCGAAUGGUCCAUCACACUCUUCUCACUCUCCUCUCUCCCUAACACACUCGUCAUGGGCAUCCCUUUGCUCAAGGGCAUGUACGGAGACUCAUCAGGGACCCUCAUGGUCCAAAUAGUCGUCCUCCAAUGCAUCAUAUGGUACACCUUGAUGCUCUUCUUGUUUGAGUACCGGGGAGCCAGGCUCUUGAUCGUUGACCAGUUCCCAGACACUGCCGGGUCCAUCAUUUCCUUCAGAGUUGAUUCUGAUAUCCUUUCCUUGGAUGGGAAAGAACCACUGGAAACCCAAGCUGAAGUCGGUGAAGAUGGGAAACUCCAUGUCACUGUGAGAAAGUCAGCUUCUUCUCGCUCCGAAAUAUUCUCCCGACGCUCACACGGGCCUAAUUCCGGUCUUUCACUCACUCCCCGCCCAUCAAAUCUAACCAAUGCAGAGAUUUACUCGCUUCAAUCAUCAAGAAAUCCAACUCCUAGAGGGUCCAGUUUCAACCACACUGAUUUCUAUUCCAUGGUGAAUGGUAAGAACGCCAGCAAUGUGAGCCCGAGGCAAUCCAAUUUCGGUAACCUGGGUUUCGACGAGGAGAGCGGAGUCGGCGUGUUCGGGAACCCAGCGAGACCGAAUGGGGCUUAUCCGGCUCCGCCGAGUGCAGGAAUUUUCUCGCCGGGUGCAAAGAAGAAGGCUAAUGGGUGUGCUGGUGAUGGAGGCAAGGACCUUCACAUGUUUGUUUGGAGCUCAAGCGCUUCCCCGGUUUCCGAGGGUGGGAUCCAUGUUUUCAGGGGUGGGGGCGAUUAUGCGAAUGAGCUUGGUGGGGUUGGUCACCAAAAAGAUUAUGAUGAGUUUGGUCGAGAUGAGUUCAGCUUUGGAAACAGAACACUGACGAAUGGGGUUGAUCGGGAAGGCCCGGUGCUUUCGAAGCUCGGGUCGAGCUCCACAACUGAGCUCCACCCCAAGGCCGGUGCUCACGGUGAUUCGAAACCGGUGUCUAUGCCGCCAGCUAGUGUAAUGAGCAGACUCAUCUUGAUUAUGGUGUGGCGAAAGCUCAUUAGGAAUCCCAAUACCUAUUCCAGCCUGAUUGGCCUCACCUGGUCUUUAGUCUCAUUCAAGUGGAAUAUCGUUAUGCCUGCUAUAAUUGCACGUUCCAUAGCCAUUCUAUCUGAUGCUGGUCUCGGAAUGGCCAUGUUUAGUCUUGGCUUGUUCAUGGCAUUGCAGCCGAAAAUGAUUGCAUGUGGAAACUCUGUCGCUUCCUUUGCCAUGGCUGUUCGAUUCAUCACCGGCCCUGCUGUCAUGGCUGCUGCCUCAGUUGCAGUUGGACUACGAGGGGUCCUUUUGCACAUUGCCAUUGUACAGGCAGCUCUUCCCCAGGGGAUUGUCCCCUUCGUCUUUGCAAAGGAAUACAAUGUUCAUGCUGACAUUUUGAGCACUGGGGUUAUAUUUGGGAUGCUAAUUGCUCUUCCUAUUACACUAGUUUACUACAUCUUGCUGGGACUUUGAAGCUGAGAGAGACACUGAAGCCAUUAGGGAAAUAGUUAAUAUAGCAGUGCUUACCGUUUUCAAUUUUUUUUUUUUUUUUUUGGGCUUUCUCUAACCAGACUGAACAAGAUAGAAUCUGCAGUAAUGAAAGGAGAAAGUAGGGAGCAGCAAACAGGAUAAUUGAAGCACAUAUCAUAUUUUGAGCCGUCGGGAGAGCUCUUAACUUUUGUUGUCAUUUUUCCCCCUUUUUUUCUUCUUAAUGGUUAACCUAACCUUGUGCUCCUACUUUCUGCUCCUUUGAAGACGAAAGUGAAGCUUGUAUUUGUGGAGAUACCUCUACUUAUUGCAACUACUUUUCAAAAAAAGAUUUUGAUUAGAAAGAA